AACCUAGAAAAAUGUUUACCUCUCACUGUGAUAUUUUCUAAACCGAAAAUCUUUAAAUUCAUAUUAAAUAAAAAGUAAACAUGUGCGAUGAAAAGACUUGCCAAAAGACUUCCGAUCGUCGCUUUGAACAUAGGAAGAGCAAUGAACCCAGCUCUGGAAUGACUGAUUCAUGUAAUAAAUGUUGCACUUUAAAUUGGGUUGAUGUCACUGAGGAAUUCUUUAAAGCUACUGAAGAACUGCAACUUGGAGAAUUACUUCAUGAUGACAUGUUUGGGCUUUUUGAAGCCAUGUCAGCUAUAGAAAUGAUGGAUCCCAAAAUGGAUGCUGGGAUGAUGUGCAAUAGAGGGAGCAAAAAAGUUCUUAAUUUUGAUCAAGCUCUAAAGGCUGGGAAGUUGAAAAUCAGAGAUCUGACAGUUAAUGAACAAAUUGGAAUUAUUGAUGCCACGCUUGCAUGUUUAGUAACUUGGCUUGAAGGUCAUUCUUUGGCUCAAACGGUUUUUACAAACCUAUACCUUCAAAAGCCUCACCAAGUGGAGGAUAAAAUUAUCCAUGCAUUUAGCAUUCAUACAUUGAAACUAUUGGAUGUUAUUCGAGAAUUCGUAAAUAAAGCAGCUGUUUUUGAAGAGGAAGAUUUUCAGCCUGUAGUAUAUGGAUAUAAAUUAGCCAAUGAUGUUACAGAAGGCAAAGCUACUGCAAUGAUGAAAGAAGUGGAAGAAGAGUUGCUGAAAAAAGUAAAGCUCACAAGAUCAAGGCCUGGAGAGGAACAAGAGAUUGAGAUCCAAAUGCAGCAUGAAGAAGCUGUUGCUCUUUAUUCAAGAAUAAAAUUCUGCCGCCUUUUGUAUCAAGCUCUUCUCUUAUUUCUCAAAAAGAGGUGUUUUGCUGUGGAAGAAGUUGAUAGAUAUUUAGUGCAAUGCUGUGAAAUUAUUCAAGUUAUUGAACGAACAAUUCACUUGGGUAUCAGACCAGAUCCUAAAGCGGAAAGUAGUAACCGAGCUGACUAUCCUACUAUUUUGGGUUUUGAACCUUUAGUAAACCAGCGUCUGUUGCCCCCUACAUUUCCACGUUAUACAAAAAUAAAAACAAGAAAAGAAUCUACAGAAUAUCUUGCCUUACUUGUAUCUCGUUUGCGAAGUAUAUGCGGCAUUACUGAAUGUAUUGCAUUUCAUUCUGCUUUGGAUUUCUUAAAUGAAUUCAGUAAAACAUCACCAUGUGUUUUGUCACGUUCAGUUCUUGAUUUGCUGUAUUUAAGCGAGCCCGGUAAAGUUCUUGGAUCAAUGCACAUUGUUGAUGUGAUGAGAGAUGCUCUUCGUACAUUUAUAAAACCACCUUCCUUAGUGCCCAGAUCACCUUUAAUGAUGAAUCCUCAAGCAAAAGAAUAUGUCGAAACAUUCUUGAGCCAUUGUGUUCGUCCAUUCUGCACUCUGGUCCAGAUCUCCGGGCAUAACCGAGCCAGGCAACGAGACAAGCUUUCCCAUCUGUUGGAAGAGAUGGCUGCACUUCAAGAAGAGGCUGACAAGGUUGAUGCCUUUCUUCAUAAUCUUUCAGCAAAGACAGAAAACUCCAUGCCCCAUCUGGCUUGUUUCGGUACUUGGAUACUGUAUCACACUCUGAAAGUCAUGAUUCAGUAUCUACUUUCUGGAUUUGAGCUAGAAUUAUAUUCUAGUCAUGAAUAUGUGUAUAUUUUCUGGUAUUUACAUGAAUUUCUCUAUGGUUGGAUUGUGUCAUCAUUAUAUAGAGCUAAUACAUUUCUAGGAGAUUUUGACGAUCAAUACUAUUCUAAAGGCAGAAAUGCAAAACGAAAUAAAAAGAAAAAGAAGACACAAUUGCAUAAAAAAGAAAUUACUUUGUACCAAGCUUACCAAAAUUUAUGUGGGGGCUGUUAUAAGGCUGUCAGAGGAUUUAGCUUGGAUGGCAAACUUCGACGACCUUGCGUAGAGUUCGACAAUGAGAGAGUUCGAUAUGAGCACCGGUUUGCCCCUUUCAAUGCUGUUUUAACACCACCCCCAGUUCCUUAUUCCCAGUAUAAAGAAAUGACCAAUCUAAUGCAGUAUGGAGCAGAUGUCACGCCUGAAGAUCUGUAUUUAGAGUCAUGCAAAUGUUUUCAUCAUGCAAGAACUAGUCUUGAAACCAUUGCAGAUCCUAAUGAAGAGGUUCUAAACCUUUUGAAAGUUGCAAAGACAAAUUUUAUUGUUAUGAAGCUUGUUAUGAGUGGCCACAAGAAAGGUUCCAAGGACCCUCCAGAAUUUGAUUUCAUUACUCAUAAGAAUUUUCCCACCAUCAAAGUUAUUUGAAUGUACAAAUACUUUUGUAAAAAAUAAAUUUUAUUUAACGCA
Molecule: messenger RNA, 2333 nt
Organism: Uloborus diversus
Lineage: Eukaryota; Metazoa; Arthropoda; Arachnida; Araneae; Uloboridae
Gene: Naa35
Product: N-alpha-acetyltransferase 35, NatC auxiliary subunit-like
Exons: 20
Coding region: 81-2291 (736 amino acids)
Biological process (GO): N-terminal peptidyl-methionine acetylation
Cellular component (GO): NatC complex
Source: RefSeq, a predicted model, not a curated record